Messenger RNA from Mercurialis annua (annual mercury), 1891 nucleotides. RefSeq names its product splicing factor U2af small subunit B-like. The record is from RefSeq and is a predicted model, not a curated record. NCBI's taxonomy places the organism in Eukaryota, Viridiplantae, Streptophyta, Magnoliopsida, Malpighiales, Euphorbiaceae. Gene Ontology annotation, molecular function: metal ion binding; pre-mRNA 3'-splice site binding. Gene Ontology annotation, biological process: mRNA splicing, via spliceosome. The coding region runs from base 69 to 1025 and encodes 318 amino acids. The transcript has 5 exons. Gene Ontology annotation, cellular component: U2AF complex; spliceosomal complex.
CUUUUACAUCUCCGCAAAAACCCUAAUUCAUCACAGAAAAAUAAAAAAACUGAAUCAAACCCCAAAAAAUGGCGGAACAUUUAGCAUCCAUAUUCGGAACAGAGAAGGACAGAGUGAACUGUCCAUUUUAUUUCAAAAUAGGAGCUUGCAGACACGGAGACAGAUGCUCAAGACUCCAUACAAAACCUAGUAUAAGUCCCACUCUUUUACUUUCAAACAUGUACCAGCGUCCCGAUAUGCUCACCACACCCGGCCUCGAUCCUCAGUCUCAGUCGCAGUCACUUGAUCCCCGCAAGACCCAGGAUCACUUUGAAGAUUUUUACCAGGAUCUUUUUGAGGAGCUUAGUAAAUAUGGGGAUCUUGAGUCGUUGAAUAUUUGUGAUAAUCUUGCUGACCAUAUGGUUGGGAAUGUUUAUGUUCAGUUUAGAGAAGAGGAUCAUGCUGCUAGUGCUCUUAAUAAUCUCACUGGCCGCUUUUAUGCAGGGCGACCAAUUAUUGUCGACUAUUCUCCUGUUACGGAUUUCCGUGAAGCUACGUGUAGGCAGUAUGAGGAAAAUGUCUGCAAUCGAGGUGGCUACUGCAACUUCAUGCAUCUGAAGAAGAUUAGCAGGGAGUUGAGGAGGCGCUUAUUUGGAAGAAGUAGGAGAAGACGUAGCCGCAGUAGAAGCAAUAGCCCUGGUAGGCCCCGUGGUUAUGAAGAACGCCCACAUGGCGGCCCACAUGGCGGCCGUGGUCCUGGUAGACGAGAUGAUGAUAGGGACCGUCACCAAGAGCGGGGCAGAAGGCAUAGAAGCCGAAGUCCUGGACACAGAGGACGAAGCAGAAGCCCUGCAGGAAGGAGAAAUAGAAGUCCUGUUGCUAGAGAGAACAGUGCUGAAAGAAGGGCUAAGAUUGAGCAGUGGAACAGGGAGAGAGAACAUCCUGUAUCUGAUAAUAGAGAUGGCCAAAACCUCAACAAUGACCGGAACAACAAUGGCGAUGCAAAGAGUGGAGGUCAAUAUGAUGAUGAUGAUCAGCACCACUAAAAGCAUUGUGGAUAUACAUUGCUGACCAGAUCAAUGUCAUUUGGUGGAGUACAGGUUCAUUAUCUUGUGUUAUGAAAGUAAAUUUCAAGUUUUGCCGUAUAAAUACCUUAUAAAGUUAAAACCGAAUUUAAUUAGGGGGGAAAUGGACUUUAUCGUUCCACAAAGUUAUUUUUUUCAAAGCUUUCAACUUUUUAAUUUUAAAACAUUUUCAAAAUCGUUUUUCUUUUUUGACAUUGUACCAUCUCAAAAGAGUUUUUAUAGUAAUUUCGUGAUAAGAUCGCACACUUUUUAAUUGAAUACACAAUUGGCAUUUUCAACUAAAAGAACACAGGAGGAGGCUUUAUCUGGUCAGUUUAAUCAUCUGGUUAUAGUUACUUGCAGGGAGGCAUGGGUAAUUCAAUACUACAGGAAUUUAGCAUGGUCUUUUGCUUUUGAAUAUCGAGUUUUUUCCGUGGAAAUUUGUCAUCUUAUGUGCUUUACAAGUUUUGCAGGUUCAGGGUUUCCUGCAGUCUCAAUCUUUUAUGGCAGCUUACCAUGAUAUUUGUAUACAGGUUGGAAGUUUGUCUACUGAAGGUGUUUGCAGGAUCGGGAUGUUAUGUAAUACGAAAUGAUAUAGAAACCUCUUCUGGUUUCGAGCAAUGAAGAAAACAGCAUGUUCCUUUGCCAUUCUGAGAUUCAUCUACUGGACUAGAGAUUUAGUUUACUGAUUGUGGAAUACAGGAUUUUAUUUUUAUUAUAUUUAAACUGUAAUUUUCUGAUGUGUAAACAUUGUUGAGUUUUUUGUUUUUCAUUAUGGUGGUUCUCUCUUUACUGAGUUUGUGACCAGAAGGAUUAUUAAUUAUGUUGAGUGUUUGUUUUCUUCUCAA